GCCUAACCUCUGCCCUUAAGCAGGAAUCCUGGAGUCUGAAUUCUGAAUCUAAAGAUUCUAGCGCUGCCUUGUGUGAUGGUGCAACCCAAAUCUAAGUACUGGGAGGAUGAAGCAGAGGGACUCGAAGUUUCAGGCCCAGGGCUUCACAGUGACCGUCUCUAUUCCUGAACAAAUUAUUAAUUCUAAUAUUAGUAGUAACAACAACUACAGUCUUGGAGAUUAAGAGGGUAGACUUCUGGCUUUGUCUGUGAUCUCUAGUCCCAGUUCAGUGAGAAGACCCAGGCCUCACUGCCACACACCCACAGGGAUCCAAACCGAGACUACUGUCUCUACAAUCCUAUCCCUGACAAUCACUUUAUUGCUCAACAUUCUAACCUGGGAAUCCACAUCCGUAAUCCUAUCCUCCUUGUAAGACCAAAAUGUCAGGCCCUGGCUCUUUCAGAAACAGUCAGCAUGACCUGUAUCCUCCCAGAUCUUAGGGCACAAGAAGCCACUCCAACAGUGGGCACGAGGGCAGAAGUCUGAUACGAUUGCUAUAAACCUAGGUCCCAGGCCCUGCUCCAGAAUUCUUCCCUCUACACAUUCAUACUCUCCUGUCUCUUCCCCUCCUCCCCCUCCCUCCCCCACCUCCAGCUUCCAUUUACAGUGACCCAGGAAACCUGAAGCACACUCCUCCCAUGUUACAGAUACUAAGGACUGUCCUACCAGGGGCAAGAUGGACAGCACUCAGAGACCUCAAAGGCAGGGCUGUGGUAUAGGCUGUUUUCCUCCAAGGAACUGAGUACUCAUGGCUGUGAGAGCCCAGUCCUUCACCGAUCAAGUGAUCCCUCAGUGAAGAACUCACGCAAGAUUUGGUCUGACAGAAAAGGACUAAGGGGAGCCUGUGGUCUGAGAAAGGAAGGCUGGGACCUAAGAUUCUGGCUCUGAGAGAACAGGGCCGGCAUUGGUCCCUAGAUCUGAGACAGGAGAUCCAAAGCUUGGAGUCCAGGGAGAAUCUGAACCCCUGGUUUGGAGGAAGAAUGGCUGGGAUCUAAACCCUAGGUUACAAAAAAUAAUAGUGCCAGAGUCUGGGUACCUAGGCCUGAGAGAGAAGGGCUGAGUGUGGACAUCUGGGUCUGGGGGAGGAGGGAACUUGGAUCCAGCCCUAUCAGCCUAGGGGGAAGAACUAGGGUCUAGCCCCUUGGGUAUGAAGGAGGUGGACUGGCAUCUGGAUAUCUGGGUCCAAGGGAUAAGGGACUUGAAGUCUAGACUCCUGGCUCCAAGAUAGACAGUCAGCUUGCAUCCUGCCUCUGGGACCAUAAAACUCACAGGAUGGGUCUCAGUAUGGCGGAUGUUGAAGUGCAGAAGAGGGAAGGGGCAAGUGGCAGUGACUCCAGCCCUCUCUCUAGGUCUCAAACUGUCUGUACCAGACAGUGUCCUUCCUUGUCCAUCCACCUCUGCUUCCUCCCAUUUCAUCGCAGCCCCUCGGUCCCAUGUCCCAUGAGAAAAACAGAGGUUUCAAAAAGGGGUAAGGGCUGGCCCCCUCCCUCAGACCUAAUGGGAGGAGGGGUCCCUAGGGAAGCCAAGAGGGGGGUGGCUGUGGGUCUCCUGGCAGGGAGGGACGGGGACUGAAUGUUAAUCGCAUCCUGAGUGAGUGUGCGAGAACAGCGAGUGUGCGAGUCCCUCCCGCUCUGGCUCCUGCAAGCCGCGGCCGCUGCCGUUGCCACCAGCCACCCUCCGCCUGCGCCCGCAGCCUCCUCGGCCAGCAGCGCCCUGUUGAGGGGUAUCAGCCUGGGUGGGUCCGCCUGGCCCCCAGGGGUCUCUCGCGCUACAGCCAUUUGCUAGGUGAGGAUGUGUGUCUUGGAGUGAGGCUGGCUGGUGGGGGGGGUGUGUCUGUAAGGGCUGCAGCGGCGGUAGCUGAGGGAGGAGGGGUCUGUCUGUCUGGACCGACCCUGAGCCUCCUACCUGCAUCUCGAGGGGCCCCCAAUCGGUUCCUUGAGCUCCCAAACCUGAAUGGAUGGUGUGCACCUGGGUUCUGUGCCUCCUGCCUGCAUCCAGCCGAGUGUCUGUGUGUCCCCGGAUGCCUGUGUCCUCCUGUCUGUCCAAACAGCCACUGAGAGCAGCGACAACACGCCCAUGUUGGGGCCCUGCGCAAGCGUGUGUGUGUGUGUGUGUGUGUGUGUCUCCCUCAUCAAGCUCCGGGGGUGUUGAGGGGGAAUCCCGGGGAAGUGAGAUUGUAUGUGUGAGCAUCUGCAUGUGUGUUUCUGCCUGUGCUUGAGAGUGGGGGAACUAACGGGGGGGGGGGGUCUGGAGGUGGCCAAGCAAGGAAUGGACAAGCAGUUCCCCUGACAGGCAGCCUCACACUCCUUAUAAAACAUACACACGAGCCAUUGGCUUCAGAGGUGACCCAGACAGACAGACAGAGACAAGGGAGGGGGUGCUGUGAGCACAAAGGGGGUGCCAAUAAGCUAGGGAGAAGUAAUGGGACAUGCCAGCCAGGGGAGGAGCCCAGACUGAAGCCGGCAGAGGGGGGCACCCCAGGUGGGUGGAGGGGGAUCCCCAUGGGGUCAGGCCGCAAGAGGACACCCCGACAGCCUCCGCAAUGUCCGGGGCCCAACUUCCAGCGCAACAUGUGUAGCCUCAUCCUUGCCUAGUCUGGUGGCCGCAACCUUGGGGGACAGGGCAGGGCAGGAUCAAGAAGAGGAGGGACAGAGCCGGGACAGGCAAAAGGUCCCCGCCACUGCUGCCUGCACUGCUGCUGCUGCUGCUGCUGCCUCCGCUGCCGCCCUGGGCCUGGCCCCCAACCAGCUCCCCAACACUCUACGGAAUCUUUGGGUCUCUGGACGCUGGUUCCGGUCCUGGCCCCCCAGCAAUUUCCUCCAAAGAACAGGGUCAUGAAAAGGUAAGGCUGGGCAGGGGAUGCAGGGGUGGGGGUGGGGACAUGGCCCCCUCCAAUCUAGGGCAGGGAAAGUUGGCCAGGGACCUCAAGGAGGGAAGGGGUUUGAAUGCAAGCAAACCAAAUGUCUCUGCCCCCUUGUCCCUCAGGGGCUGUCUUCCAUCUGCUUGUGCUUGCUCUCUCUUUCUCACUGCCCCUUUCCUGGAUUUCUACACCUCAAAACCACCCAAGCCUUCUAUUCCUCCCACAGGCGUUACCCUGUCCCCGGCUUCCCAUAGCUGAAUCCCACCUCUGUCAGUCUCUCCACCUCACCUUCUCUAUACCCCUCCCUGCAUCAGUCUCCCCAUGCCUGGCUAUCCCUCUCUCCUCUCGCUUUCCCCUCCCACCUCGGAGCUAUGAGUCUGCUAUUAAUACCCCUGCCAAGGACCUUGAGGGCGUCCAGUGACCGGCACCCAGCCCCAAGCAGCCACCCCUUCCUCAAGGUUCUGGAAUGCCCUUCCAGAAUUGGGAUGGGGACGUGUGUGUGUGUGUGUGUGUGUGUGUGUGUGUGUGUGUGUGAGAGAGAGAGAGAGAGAGAGAGAGAGAGAGAGAGAGAGAGAGAGAAGUGGAGGGACAGGAAGCUCUCUGCAGCACAAUAAGGAGAAGCUGUUGAUCAAAGCUUCUCCCCAUUCCCAUGAUGGAUUAGGGGGCAAUGGAGACACUGAGACCCUCUUCCUCCUUAUACCAUGGAUAAGAUAUGAGGGGAACAACUGGGAAGGCCAGAGCUAGUGAGCUGCAAGGGUGUUGGGACUGAUGGGGUCUGAGGCAAAGGGGGGGCUCCUUAAAGGAGAACAAGACAGGAACUAAGACUCUCAGGUGUUGGGACGGGAUGAUGCCAGGAUGCCUGGGCCCUAAGAAAGAUGAGUGGGCUGCAGUGCUGAGUGAUUUGGGGUACCUGUCCGUCAAGUUCAGUCAGGAAUUUAGGAAGGGCAAGCACUCCUUACAGAGCAGGCUGGGGGCUGGGGUGGGGGUUUCUUAGGCCCCUCUAGGAUGGAAAUAAAAGGCUAAACUCACAAGGUGGAGGUUGGUAUGGACUUUGCCAACCCUGAUGUGAGCUCUGAGGACUUUGCUUUCAGAGAACUGAUAAUAGGGUAUGAGGGCUGGGUAGAAAGGUUGCCCUCAAGAGCCCUUUAUGUGAAAACACUGCCUCCCAACAGGGGUGGGGCUGAGGCUGCCCUCCUAGGCCUCACAGUGACAAGGACCUUGGACCCCCCAAAAAGCAGAGGCCAGGGUCUGAGAAGUGGAGGAGGGGGCUGAUGGCUGAGCAGCCACUAGGAAGGGAGAGAACCAGUAUUAACCCCGCGGGGGCCAGGCCACAGCUGUGUGUUAUUUUGGGGAGAAAGGGGGGCUAUUCUGAGCAGGGACUGAGCCAGCUGCUUGGGAAGGGAAGGCAAUGGGGAGGAGGACAGGGGGAGGUAUGGCCUGCAGGAGGGGGCACUCCUUCCCCUGGGGAGACAGGAGUCCAGGACCUCCAGAAAGGUGGGGUGCUGAUUUGGAAGAUGAGGUCUCCAGCCAGGGCAGGGGUUGUGGGCCUUUGCCCCAACCCUUGCUGUCUAGAGUGGACUGGCCUGUGCUACCAUGGCAACCAGACAGGAGACUGACAGCCAAGAAAGAACCCUUCUGUAUCUGGACCCUGGCCCAUUCAGGAAGCCCCCAGUGCAGGCCCUCGGAGCUUUAUGGAGCAGAGAUCAGGUCCCCAGAGCCCUCCUCAGGUCUCAUACCCAGGAGCCUGGGAUACUAGCCCACCCACUCCAGGCAACUAGUAUUCAACAGGGGCCACCAGAGGCAACACUCUUCUUCCUUUAAUUUACUAAAUUGCUCUGGGCUGGAAGCCAGGGACCCCCCCCAGCUCUCCACAGCUGUGCCCCCAACCCCAAGACUGGCCUGUGACUCAGUUUCAUCAAGAAUGAAAAUGAGGGGGCAGGGACAGGAGGAGGGGGCUAAUGGCUUGGGGCGGUGGGUAUUUUCUCUCCUUGGAUACCCAACUAAUUUCUCCCCUCUCUCUCCCCCCCCACACCUGGCCCCCUUUCCCUCUCCGGUGCCCCCUUUCUUUCGCCCUUUUAUUCUCAUUCCCUCACCACCUGGCUCUGCCUGGCUUUCAUGUAUGCUGGGCACCUCCCGGGUGGGGGUCCGGGCUUUGCCUUGCCUCGCUAUUUCUGUCUUCUCUGUCUUCCAUUUGCUCUGCUUGCCUUUCUCCCUCUCCACUCCUUCUUCCUGAGGUUGGUGUGUGCCUGACUCUGGGUGUCUGUGGGUCCCUGACUUGCCUUCCAUACCCCCCAACUUUCUCAUCUCUCCGCCUCCCUGUAUUUCCCUCCGCAUCUCUCCUCGCCUCACUACCAUCCUCUGCCGUGCUCCCUCUCCUGGGUCUGUGUCCCUGUGAGCCUUGCCUUCCCAUCUCUCUUCACUCUUUCCCCUCUCCUUGACCAUCCUUCGCUGUCCCCCUCUCCUUUGCUCUCACUCUGGUUCUGUUCCUGGGUUUUUGUCCCAUCUCUGGGUCUCUUUCCAAUCUGUACGAUCACUGUCCAUUCCAUCCCCGCGUUCUCCCCCCACCCCUUACCUCUGUAUCUUCCCUGACCCCAUUACUCACCCCCUCCCGCCUUUGUGCCUCCUGGUUCCCACAUUCCAUCCCUCCAUCUCACCCCCCCCCCACCCUUCCCUCUAUUUGGGUUCCAUCUUUCCCUUCCACUCCCUCCACUGCCUUUCCCGCUGUCUCUUCUUGUCUCUGGUCUGUGUCUCUCUCUUGCCUCUUUCCUUCUAUCUCUCCAUUUCUUCCUGUCUCUCGCUCUUCAUUUGUUUCUCUCUAUGCUUCUGCCGCCGCUCCUUCUCUCACCCAACUUUCCCCUCUCAUCCUGACUCUGCGUCUCCCUCACUAUCUGGGUCUCACUGUCUCUGUCACCUUCCCAUCUCUGUUUCUGGAGCUCUGUCUCCUCCCUCUGUCUCGCUCUCCCUUAUCUCUGUCCCUUAUCUCCGUUUCCCUCCGUGUCGGCCCCUCCCUCUCUCCAUCACCCAACCUUCCCUUCUCGCCCCGUCUCUCCUGUGCCUCCCCUCGGGCUCUGCCCUCGCCUCCCGUCCACGCAAGAGGCCGCCCGGCGGGGCCCGCAGGCGAUGCGCGGCGCCGGUGGCCCCCGCGGCCCUCGGGGCCCCGCUAAGAUGCUGCUGCUGCUGGCGCUGGCGUGCGCCAGCCCGUUCCCGGAGGAGGUGCCGGGGCCGGGCGCGGUCGGCGGGGGCACGGGCGGGGCGCGGCCACUCAACGUGGCGCUUGUCUUCUCCGGCCCGGCAUAUGCGGCAGAGGCGGCGCGCUUGGGCCCGGCCGUGGCAGCGGCAGUGCGCAGCCCCGGCCUGGACGUACGGCCCGUGGCGCUGGUGCUCAACGGCUCCGACCCUCGCAGCCUUGUGCUGCAGCUCUGCGACCUGCUGUCGGGGCUGCGCGUGCACGGCGUGGUGUUCGAGGACGACUCGCGCGCGCCCGCCGUCGCGCCCAUUCUCGACUUCCUGUCCGCGCAGACCUCGCUGCCCAUCGUAGCCGUGCACGGCGGCGCCGCGCUCGUGCUCACACCCAAGGAGAAGGGCUCCACCUUCCUGCAGCUUGGCUCCUCCACAGAGCAACAGUUGCAGGUCAUUUUUGAGGUGCUGGAGGAGUACGACUGGACAUCCUUUGUGGCAGUGACCACGCGUGCCCCAGGCCAUCGGGCCUUCUUGUCAUACAUCGAGGUGCUGACUGAUGGCAGCCUGGUGGGCUGGGAGCAUCGAGGAGCGCUGACACUGGACCCCGGGGCGGGUGAGGCUGUACUGGGCGCACAGCUCCGUAGUGUCAGUGCGCAGAUCCGCCUGCUCUUCUGCGCCCGCGAGGAGGCAGAGCCUGUUUUCCGGGCAGCGGAAGAGGCCGGCCUCACUGGGCCUGGCUACGUCUGGUUCAUGGUGGGACCCCAGCUGGCUGGAGGCGGGGGCUCCGGGGUCCCUGGGGAGCCCCUUCUUCUGCCAGGAGGUUCCCCACUGCCUGCCGGGCUGUUUGCAGUGCGCUCUGCUGGCUGGCGUGACGACUUGGCACGUCGAGUGGCUGCUGGUGUGGCGGUGGUGGCCAGAGGUGCCCAGGCCCUGCUGCGAGACUAUGGCUUCCUGCCUGAGCUGGGUCAUGACUGCCGCACCCAGAAUCGCACCCACCGCGGGGAGAGUCUGCACAGGUACUUCAUGAACAUCACCUGGGAUAACCGAGACUACUCCUUCAAUGAGGAUGGCUUUCUGGUGAACCCUUCACUGGUGGUCAUCUCCCUCACCAGAGACAGGACAUGGGAAGUGGUGGGCAGCUGGGAACAGCAGACCCUCCGCCUCAAGUACCCUCUAUGGUCCCGCUAUGGCCGCUUCCUGCAGCCAGUGGAUGACACACAGCACCUCACUGUGGCCACGCUGGAGGAGAGACCCUUUGUCAUUGUAGAGCCUGCAGACCCCAUCAGCGGCACUUGCAUCAGAGACUCGGUCCCCUGCCGGAGCCAGCUCAACCGUACCCACAGCCCUCCGCCUGACGCUCCCCGCCCGGAGAAGAGAUGCUGCAAGGGUUUCUGCAUUGAUAUUCUGAAGAGGCUGGCGCACACCAUCGGUUUCAGCUAUGACCUCUACCUGGUUACCAACGGCAAGCAUGGCAAGAAGAUCGAUGGCGUCUGGAAUGGCAUGAUUGGUGAGGUGUUCUAUCAGCGUGCGGACAUGGCCAUCGGCUCUCUCACCAUCAAUGAGGAGCGGUCAGAGAUCGUGGACUUCUCCGUCCCCUUUGUAGAGACAGGCAUCAGCGUCAUGGUGGCACGCAGCAAUGGCACUGUGUCCCCCUCUGCCUUCCUCGAGCCCUACAGCCCUGCUGUCUGGGUGAUGAUGUUCGUCAUGUGCCUCACCGUGGUCGCCGUCACAGUUUUCAUCUUUGAGUACCUCAGUCCUGUGGGCUAUAACCGAAGCCUGGCCACGGGCAAACGCCCUGGUGGCUCUACCUUCACCAUUGGGAAAUCCAUCUGGCUGCUGUGGGCCCUGGUCUUCAACAACUCCGUGCCAGUGGAGAAUCCUCGGGGCACCACCAGCAAGAUCAUGGUGCUGGUGUGGGCCUUCUUCGCGGUCAUCUUUCUUGCCAGCUACACAGCCAAUCUGGCCGCCUUCAUGAUCCAGGAGGAGUACGUGGACACCGUGUCUGGGCUCAGCGACCGGAAGUUCCAGCGACCCCAGGAGCAAUACCCACCUCUGAAGUUUGGCACGGUGCCCAAUGGGUCCACGGAAAAGAACAUCCGGAGCAACUACCCUGACAUGCACAGCUACAUGGUGCGAUACAACCAGCCGAGAGUGGAGGAGGCACUCACACAGCUCAAGGCAGGGAAACUGGACGCCUUCAUCUAUGACGCAGCAGUGCUCAACUACAUGGCCCGCAAGGAUGAGGGCUGCAAGCUGGUCACCAUCGGCUCCGGCAAGGUCUUCGCCACCACUGGUUAUGGCAUCGCCCUACACAAGGGCUCCCGCUGGAAGAGGCCCAUCGACCUGGCGCUGCUGCAGUUCCUGGGGGACGAUGAGAUUGAGAUGCUGGAGCGGCUGUGGCUUUCAGGGAUCUGCCACAAUGACAAAAUCGAAGUGAUGAGUAGCAAGCUGGAUAUCGACAACAUGGCAGGUGUCUUCUACAUGCUCCUUGUGGCCAUGGGCCUCUCCUUGCUGGUCUUCGCCUGGGAACAUCUGGUGUACUGGCGCCUGCGGCAUUGCCUGGGUCCCACCCACCGCAUGGAUUUCCUACUGGCCUUCUCCAGGGGUAUGUACAGCUGCUGCAGCGCCGAGGCUGCUCCACCGCCGGCCAAGCCUCCGCCACCGCCUCAGCCGCUGCCCAGUCCCGCAUAUCCCGCCGCUCGCCCGCCCCCUGGCCCCGCACCCUUCGUGCCCCGAGAGCGCGCAGCUGCCGACCGCUGGCGCCGAGCCAAGGGCACAGGGCCCCCGGGGGGCGCAGCGAUAGCCGACGGCUUCCACCGAUACUACGGCCCCAUCGAGCCACAGGGGCUGGGCCUCGGCGAGGCACGCGCGGCACCGAGAGGCGCAGCCGGACGCCCACUGUCCCCACCCACCACACAGCCCCCGCAGAAGCCACCACCUUCCUACUUCGCCAUCGUGCGCGAGCAGGAGCCGACCGAGCCCCCGGCCGGCGCCUUCCCCGGCUUCCCAUCUCCGCCUGCGCCGCCCGCUGCGGCUGCCGCUGCCGUCGGGCCGCCACUGUGUCGCCUGGCUUUCGAGGACGAAAGCCCGCCCGCACCCUCGCGCUGGCCGCGUUCAGAUCCCGAGAGCCAGCCUCUGUUGGGUGGGGGCGCGGGCGGCCCGAGCGCGGGGGCCCCAACCGCACCACCGCCGCGCCGUGCCGCGCCACCACCGUGCGCCUACCUGGACCUCGAGCCUUCGCCUUCGGACUCCGAGGACUCGGAGAGCCUGGGCGGAGCAUCGCUCGGUGGCCUGGAGCCCUGGUGGUUCGCCGACUUCCCCUACCCGUAUGCCGAGCGCCUCGGGCCGCCGCCCGGCCGCUACUGGUCGGUCGACAAGCUCGGGGGCUGGCGCGCUGGUAGCUGGGACUACCUGCCCCCGCGCGGAGGCCCCGCGUGGCACUGCCGCCACUGCGCCAGCCUGGAGCUGCUACCGCCACCGCGCCACCUCAGCUGCUCGCACGACGGCUUAGACGGCGGCUGGUGGGCGCCUCCGCCUCCACCCUGGGCCGCGGGGCCACCUCCCCGGCGCCGGGCGCGCUGUGGUUGUCCGCGACCUCACCCACACCGCCCCCGGGCCUCGCACCGUGCGCCCGCCGCCGCGCCGCACCACCACCGACACAGGCGCGCGGCCGGUGGCUGGGACUUCCCGCCGCCCGCGCCCACCUCGCGUUCGCUGGAGGACCUGAGCUCCCGCCCCUGCCCACCGCAUCGCACCGGAGACACCGGGGCGGGGACCUGGGCACACGCAGGGGCUCUGCGCAUUUCUCCAGCCUGGAGUCCGAGGUAUGACGCGGCUCCGGCCCCCACCCCCACCCCCGCCGCCCCCUCGGUCAGCGCAGGCCACGGCCCGAGGGGGCGCGCUAAGUGGACAGGACCCUCAUGGGUUGGGAAGGACAGAAACGGACCUGGCCGGACCCCGCCUGGAGCAGCGUCCUGCGCCCCCACCCCCUUCGCCUUGGGGGAACUAUGAGCCAGAGGGGACUUGGUCGCCCAAAUCUCACCCAUCCUGAGAGCAAGGGGGCGGGGUUCUUGGAGCCCACCGACUCUUUUUUUUUUAAACCCGAAAAGGGCUUUUUAACGUCACCUGAUUGGCGGGAGGUGUGGGGGAGUCACGCCGCGCCCCACCCCUACGCUCCGGGCCAUGGCCCUCACAUCACUGUGCAGCUCCCUAGCCCCAGACACACCUCUCGGGGAGCCUGUUUUUAACCUUUCAUUCAUCAGGACUCAAAACUGUGAGACGCGUAUGCCAAACUGUGACUCCAGACCUUGGCCCCGCCACACAGAAACCCCUGACCCCAGACUGUGACUUCCAACACCUAAAAUGAUCAUCUGACCCCAGACUGUGCCCCGACCAGACUGUGACCCUUCAUGUCAGACCUCGAUGACCCCUUCUUUUAGAUCCUUGUUGGCUCUGACCUAUGACCUCUCCUCCACGAAAGUCCUACCCUCACCUGUCUCCCCCACUUACCUACCACCCCAGAUGCCAUCAAUCACAUCUUCAAGUCCAGCCCUUAUUUGUGACCCUUCAGUGAUGAUCCAGCAGACACUCCACCCCCAGGUCUCCUUUCCCAGAUUUCAGCAGGGUCUGAGGCUGGGCUCAAAGGAGGGUCUGGGAGCCCACACUUGACCUUUCCUUCCCUCUCCCACUCCUACACUGCAGUGUUUGGAAUAAAACCAUGUUUUUACACCUCCUCA
Molecule: messenger RNA, 10815 nt
Organism: Rattus norvegicus (Norway rat)
Lineage: Eukaryota; Metazoa; Chordata; Mammalia; Rodentia; Muridae
Gene: Grin2d
Product: glutamate ionotropic receptor NMDA type subunit 2D
Biological process (GO): calcium-mediated signaling; monoatomic ion transport; positive regulation of synaptic transmission, glutamatergic
Cellular component (GO): membrane; plasma membrane; postsynaptic membrane
Molecular function (GO): signaling receptor activity; glutamate-gated receptor activity; glutamate binding
Source: RefSeq, a predicted model, not a curated record